Molecule: messenger RNA, 7774 nt
Organism: Megalops cyprinoides (Indo-Pacific tarpon)
Lineage: Eukaryota; Metazoa; Chordata; Actinopteri; Elopiformes; Megalopidae
Product: mediator of RNA polymerase II transcription subunit 13-like
Exons: 31
Coding region: 573-6890 (2105 amino acids)
Biological process (GO): regulation of transcription by RNA polymerase II
Cellular component (GO): mediator complex
Molecular function (GO): transcription coregulator activity
Source: RefSeq, a predicted model, not a curated record
GCAAGGAAACAUGAACAGACAGCGUGUGGAUUAUAACGUUACUGUUAUUUAAUCAAUAAAUUAACGUGAAGACUGGCAUGGAUAUAGUGUGACAUUAUCCCCAAGCAUGGAUUAAAACAAUGAUCUCUUUCUAUGCGUGCGUGUGUUUGGUAAUGAUUCUGUUCGAACCCCCUGAUCGGGAUUUAAAUUUUUUAAGACCUGCCAACACGUUCGGAUUUACAAAAUAAACUCGGUCUGUUUCAGAGACAAGAUCGGAACAUGCUGAAGAUCAUUCUUUUUUGCUGGGUACCUUUUUUUAAAUGAAAAAUAAUAAUAAUCUUGCAUCACACUUUGCAAUCGGACACAGCCGAGGAUAAUAAUUAAUUGUUUAUGAAUUGUCGAUAUUUUCACCGGUGGUGUGGAGGAAUUUUUAUCGCAAAUUCGCAGUGCUCUGGCUGUCACUAUUCCGUGUUCUGGCGGCGGAUACUGUGGCUGACUUGUAAGGGAACGAAUUUUCCAUCGCGUCUCGGUCUUGGUACCGAACACAAGGAUUUCGACAUGACUAGCACCGACAACCCGGUCGGCGGACGAUUAUGACUACAGCGGCGAACUGGGUGGCUAACGGGGCGAGCCUCGAGGAUUGCCACUCCAACCUCUUCUCUCUGGCGGAGCUGACCGGCAUCAAAUGGCGGCGGUACGGCUUCCGCGGCGGGGGCGGGUGCGGGCCGGUGAUCUCGGCGCCCGCCCAGGACGACCCGAUCCUGCGCAGCUUCACCCGCUGCGUGCAGGCCAACCUGCUGUGCGUGUGGCGGCGCGACGUCAAGCCCGACGCCAAGGAGCUCUGGAUCUUCUGGUGGGGGGAGGAGCCUAACCUGGCCGACAUCAUCCACCGUGAGCUGGAGGUGGAGGAUGAGGGGCUUUGGGAGAGUGGGCUGUCAUAUGAGUGCCGGACCCUGCUUUUCAAGGCAAUCCACAACUUGCUGGAGAGGUGCCUGAUGGAUAAGGACUUUGUGAGGAUCGGCAGGUGGUUUGUGAAGCCAUAUGAGGAGGAGGAGAAGGAGCUCAACUCUAGUGAGCACCUGUCAUGCGCCUUCACCUUCUUCCUGCACGGGGAGAACAGCGUGUGCACGAGCGUGGAGGUGGCGCGCCACCAGCCGGCCUACCGCCUCACCGAGGAGCACAUCGGCCGCGCCCAGACCUCCUCCACACCUGUGCAAGUGAUCCUGAGCCCCUAUGGGCUGGGGGGCACCUUGACGGGCCAGGCCUACAAGAUGAGUGACCCUGCGGUGCGCAAGCUCAUGGAGGAGUGGUCCCACUUCUACCCCGUGGUGCUGCGGAGCAGGGAGGGCGAGCGCGAAAAUGCCGACCCCUCCUACGACCCCCACAGCCACGUGGCCGUCGAGGUCAUCGUAGGUGGCGUGCGGAUGGUUUACCCAGCAGCCUUUGUGCUCAUAGCCCAGGGGGACCUGCCGGCCGAGCAGGCCCCUCCCGUUACAGGGGCGCAGGGGUCUGUCAGGGACCCGUCAAACUGCAGCGUCCCCCUGACCCCGCCCACGUCGCCGGAGCAGCCCUGCUCAGGUGACAGCGGCUUCCAGACUGCGGUCUCCAGCGUCGUCGGGCAGGAGGGGGGCGUGGCCCCCGCCAACCUCACCCCAGACCACUCCGGGAAGAAGCUGACCAAUCAGGUGGUCCACCAGGCAUGGAGAGAGUGCUACCUGAACAAAUCGCAGCGCAGCAGGCACGGCGCCAUGACGACCGGGGAGGAGGUGCCAAAUGGGUUGCCAGUUUGGGACUUUAUCGACCCGGGAGGGAGAUUCUCCUGCCAGUGCUCAAGGUCAAAGCAACAGAAACCGCGGCAGGUGCAUGCAGCUGCCUCCAACCCUGAACCCAGUGCCAACUCCGCCCCCGCCAUCCCCUCCCUGCCCCCUCCCGCCGCGACCAAGCACAAAGCGGCCGACAAGCCCGACAAGUCUGACAAGCAGCCCAAGAGGGCGGCCGUGACGCCCUUCCACCACCGGCUGCUGCCGGAGCAGGAGGCCUGCCUGGAGCAGGACUCGGCCGGAGGCCCCCAGCUCGGCCUGGUGGCCCUGGACCCCCCUCUCGAACCCCUGCCCGGCUGCAAGUUCCCCAAGCCCCUCCCGGCCGGCGGAAAGGCCCCCGAGUCGUUGCUGCACUCCCCGGUCUCACCCCUGCCCCCCACCCUCAGCCCCCACCCCCGGGUGCCGGAGCCGGAGGCACUGGAGGCCACCGCAUGCCCGCCCCCCUGCCCCACGGAGGCGCAGCUGGGACAGGGGCUGCCGGAGCCCAGCGAGACGGCACUCUACGCCGCCUCCCUUGGGCACAGAGCCGCUGCCGGGGGCUGGUGGAGGGGCUAUAACACCCCCUGUGCUGAAAAACUGGAGUUCCAGCCCCCGGAUCUGCCUGGAGACCGAGCGGAGAGCAAGUGUGAGACGGCCACUGAGGGGGUCGCUCUGAAGAGGCUGUUCACCCAGACCCACAAGCGCUUCAAGAUCUGCGAGGAGCGGACGAGAGAGCACGUUCGCACCCUGGGCCUGCUGCAGCAGCCCGGGGUGGAGGGGCUCGGGGACCCAGGGGACGACCCCUACACCUUCAAGGACGAAGACGUCGAGUACAGCUUCCCCACCACCAAGAGGCUGAAGGGCCCGGAGCGAGAAGCUGGGCGCAAGACGAAGGGAGAGGACAUGACAAGCAACGGUGCAGUGCCUGAUGGGAAAGACGCCAUGUCCAUCUUCAGCACGGCGCCCAAAUCCGAUGACUCGUCACAGGAUGAUGCGUCAGCCAAAGCGAACCCGCCCCUCACCCGGGAGACGGACCUGGUGGUCCUCAUCUCUGACCUGGAGAACAUUUUCGACAACUCUGACGAGGAUGAGCUGGGGGCCACAUUCCCCAACCAGCAAUCGGCAAAGGCCCCUGCUGCUGGAGCUGAGGAGCGCCCCCUAGGGAAAGAGGGAAGGGUUGCAGUGCCAUAUCCCUCAACAGUAGCAGAUCUCCAGCGGAUGUUCCCCACCCCUCCGUCCCUGGAGCAGCACCCUGCCUUUUCCCCCAUCAUGACCUACCGGGACACCCCCAGCCAGGAGCCCCCCGCCCCCACGGCAGGGUCAGACCACCCGCCAGGCCCCCAGUCUGCCACCCAGCUGGCUGAGUUCAGGAUGGAGGUGGAGGAGGGCAUGGCCAGCCCCAAACCAGAGGAUAUCAGGGACUUUUCCUUUGUCUACCGUGUCCCCCCCAUCCAUCCGCACAUGGGCUGCUCCAUGUUCGCCCCCCUCCGGACCCUCCCCAGCCAGUGCUUGCCCCCCCUCAAGAUCCCGGAGAACUGCUACUACCGGCCGUCCUGGGCUCUGCCCCCCAAAAUGGAGCACCUCCCCAUCCCCCCACAGGUCCCCUUCCUCCGGGAUGGGUAUGUCAACGUGCCCAGUGUCAACAGCCUGAUGGAGCAGGACUACACCCAGCUGAGCACGGGCGUGGCCUCCGCAAGCAACAUGGGCGGGGUGCUGCCCUCUCCCGCCACGCCCCGCUUCUCUGUGCCCACCCCCCGCACCCCGCGCACCCCCCGGGGCGUGGGCGCGGCCAGCGGGCAGGGCUCGGUGAAGCAGGAGGGGACGGAGCCGAGCUCGCCCGCCUCCACACCCUCCACCAGCCGGCCGCUGAGCUCGGUGGAGCCGGCGGUGCCGGCGCCGGCGCUGCCCGAGGCCCACAGCCUCUACGCCACGCUGCUGCUGUCGGACUCGGUGCUGGACGUCUUCCGGGACCGCAACUUCGACAGCUGCUGCAUCUGCGCCUGCAACAUGAACGUGAAGGGCGCCGACGUGGGCCUGUACAUCCCGGACUCCAGCCGCGAGGACCAGUACCGCUGCACCUGCGGAUUCAGCGCCAUCGUCAACCGCCGGCUGGCACACGGCGCUGGCCUCUUCCUGGAGGACGAGCUGGACAUCUUCGGGCAGGGCUCGGAGGUGGGGCGUGCGGCCGAGCGGAGGCUGGCCCUUUGCCGGAGGACCCCGCCCGUGGGCGACCCCGGAGCCCGCCGGCCCCAGGACACCCCCACCGCCAUACUGGAGCUCCUCCAGGACCAGUGCUCCCGGCCCAUCUCCUCGCCCUCCUCCCUGCACCUGCACCUGGCCUGUUCCUGCCGCGGCCGCCAGGGGGCGCUGCUGCAGAGCUGGACCUGCGAUAAGCUGUGGGCGGACGACAGUGACGCCUGCGUGGAGUGCUACAACGCCCUGGUGCAGGGCCAGCAGUACGUGGACAACCCAGCAGGGGGCAGAGUGGACCCGGCCGUCGUCAGGAGCAGCGCCCUCCACGCCUGGCCUCACACCAACGUGACGGACAUCAGCAGGCUGUCCUCGCAGGACGUGGUGCGCAUGCUGCUGUCCCUGCAGCCCGUCCUGCAGGACGCCAUUCAGAAGAAGCGCACGGGCCGGACCUGGGAGAACAUCCAGCACGUGCAGGGCCCGCUCACCUGGCAGCAGUUCCACAAGAUCGCCGGCCGCGGCUCCUACGGUUCAGAGGAGUCUCCUGAGCCGCUAUCCAUCCCCACGCUGUUGCUAGGCUACGACCGGGACUUCCUGGCCCUGUCUCCGCUUGCCCUGCCCUUCUGGGAGAAGCUCCUCCUGGAGCCGUACGGGGGCCCACGGGACGUGGCCUUCCUGGUCCUCUGUCCUGACAGCGAGGCCCUCCUGGCGGGGGCACAUGUCUUCUUUCGGGAGCUCAGCGCUGUCUAUGAGACCUGCCGCCUGGGGAAACACCGCCCCCUGGCCAAGGUGUCCCGGGACGGCAUUUUUCGGGUGGGGGAGCUGGAGCCCCAGGAUCUGGUGGAGGAACUGGUGGAUCAGUGGUUCGCAGAGCCCUGGGCUGGGCAGAACCGGGACGACAACCUGACCAAGCUCAAGCUCUACGCGCACGCCUGCCGGCAGCAGCUGGCCCCACAGCUGGCCGCCCUCUCCCUGGACAGCAGCCUGUUGCAGGCCCCAAAGCCCCAGCCUCCCCUACCCCCCGCAUCCGCCUCCCAGCCCACCCCCUCCAGCCAGACCCCCACGCCAGCCGGGGCCCCCGACGGACCCGCCGCGCCUCCUGGCUCGGGGAACACCCCGACCCCCGCCGGGGCGACACCCAGCCAGCCGGGAGGGGGCGAGACCGCACAGGGGGGAGGCACGGAGCAUAAGAACCCUUCGAACACGACGCCGCUCCCCGUCCCGCCAGCGGAGGGCACAGAGAGCUCCACCGACCGGGAGCGCAUCGGCAUCCCCACGGGGGCGGAAUCGGCAGACAGCCACGCCCACCCGCCGGCCAUUGUGCUGUACGUGGUGGACCCGUUCCUGAGCGUGGGUGGAGACCGGGACGAUGAGGAGGCGGAGCCUGGCAGCGUGUGGCUGUUGGGUCUGCUGCGCUGCUACACGGAGAUGCUCCGCGCCAUUCCCGAAUCCCUGCAGCCGGCGCUCGUCCUUCAGGUGGUGCCCUGCCAGUACCUGCUGCAGCCAGCCAUCGGAGAGAACCCCAUUUACCUGCAGCACCUGCGCUCGCUGGCCUUCUCCGCCUACUCCCAGUGCAGGCGGCUGCUGCCCGCGCAGACACACGUCAAGUCUCUGACAGGAUUCGGCCCUGCCGCCACUGUCGAGUCCGUCCUGAAGGACCCCGAGCGCCCCACUCCGCUCCAGCUCUACUCCCCGCCCUUUGUUCUGGGCCCCACACGCAACAAGCAGCUGGAUCCGGGCGAGCCGUGGGGCGAGGUGGCCGCCCGCUACGGCGUGCUUUUCGUGGGCUACUGCCUGUCCCACGACCAGCGCUGGAUCCUGGUGUCCUGCACUGACCAGCAGGGAGAGCUGCUGGAGACCUGUGUCAUCAAUGUCGACGUUCCCAACAGAGCCCGAAGGCCGAAGGUCUCUCCAAGGAAGAUGGGCCUUCAGAAGGUGUGGGAGUGGUGCAUCGGGAUUAUCCAGAUGACCUCACUUCCUUGGAGGAUUGUGAUUGGCCGGCUGGGACGCCUAGGUCACGGGGAACUGAAGGACUGGAGCGUCCUACUGGGGGAGCACUCGCUGCACUCCAUCAGCCGCCAGCUGCGUGAGGCCUGCCGGAUCUGCGGCAUCUCUGCCGCUGACUCACCCUCCAUCCUCAGCGCCUGCCUGGUUGCCAUGGAGCCACAGGGCUCCUUCGUGGUUAUGCCAGACGCGGUGACCAUGGGCUCCGUCUUCGGCCGCAGUACGGCUCUGAACCUGCAGACCACCCAGCUCAACACCCCGCAGGAUGCCUCCUGCACCCACAUCUUGGUCUUCCCCAUCUCCGCCACCACCCAGGUGGCCCCUGGCACUUACCCCACUGAGGACAACCCCGACGACAUGUUUGACCUGCCCUUCCCGGACGAGCUGGAGAACGACAUCGGGCACGACAUGAUGCUGAUCACGGGGAACUUACACUCCUCCCCAAACACAUCCCCCGUUCCCUCCCCUGGGUCCCCCUCUGGCAUGGGUGCCGGGUCCCACUUCCCUCACAACCGGAGUCAGGGAGAGAGGCUGCUGUCCCGCGAGGCUCCGGAGGAGCUGAAGCAGCAGCCGCUAGCCCUGGGUUACUACGUCUCCACUGCCCAGGCCGAGGACCUGCCCCACUGGUUCUGGGCUUCCUGUCCGCAGGCGCAGAACCAGUGCCCGCUCUUCCUGAAGGCCUCCCUCCACCACCACAUAUCCAUCGCCCAGAACGACGAGCUCCUUUCCAGCUCCCAGAGGUGCCCCCACCCCCUGGACUCCAAGACCACGUCCGACGUGCUCAGGUUUGUGUUGGAGCAGUACAACGCCCUCUCCUGGCUGACCUGCAGUCCUGCGACGCAGGACCGGCGGUCCUGCCUGCCUGUGCACCUGGUCGUCCUCACGCAGAUGUACAACGCCAUCCUCAACAUGCUGUAGACUUCUGGAGGGGGCCGGCAGAGGAGCCGACCCCAGUCCCUCAUGCAAUCGGGGUGGACCCAGGAGGCGGGGUAGGGGGCGGGGCACGCCCAGCUUCCUGUAUGUCUCACGCAGUGCUCUGUUGACCUGAGACCCCACCAUCUGAGCCAUAGGAAGAUCGAGGUGCUUCCUGUACCUCGCGCAUCACUUCCUUUGCCUCUGCUGUGAGAAGACACUAGUCCGACAGUGUGUGGACAGUGCUGUUGGAUUGAGGAGAGUGCUUGAUGUUCUGGAAACAGAAGCAGGAUAUUUGAGAGUGUUUUUAAUCACGCUCUGAUGCCAGUUUGCCCUUGCACAAAAACAGUGGGUGUCAGCUGUACUUAGGAAGAAUAUGGAUUUUUUUUAUCAAUCAUGAAAUCAUAAAGUUCAAUUUAUACAUUUAAACCAUCUCUUCCACAACCUUUAUAUAGCUUUGGCCCUUUAAGGACAUCAAGGGUCAUUAGAAACUAAAUGUAUAGAAAGCAUUUGGUAGGAUAUGCCAAGCGCAGACAAAUUAGCAGCAUUGGUAAUUGGCUAGCACAGCCAAUUAAAACAUUGUAUAUGGGGCUCGUGUUCAAGUACUGAAUGUUGAGCUGUUAAACUUGGUUAAUGUAAACUGAAAUUAAACUCAGUGAUAAACAAAGACACUAUACUGACACUAACUACACUGAUGUUUUUUGGAGAGUCGAAAUUAUCUGUGAUUGCGAAAACUCCAUAACAUUAUAAAUGUGUAUUAUUGGUCACCAUUGUCCAUAUAGCUGGUCAAAGCUGACCUCCUUUCUUUUUGUGAAGGGCAAACUUGCUGACAAAGUCUAAAGUCUAAAGUCUCCUCCUGUUGCCUCAGCCACUCACCUGGUCCACCCCAU